This is a messenger RNA of Pyricularia pennisetigena, 489 nucleotides long. RefSeq lists its product as uncharacterized. NCBI's taxonomy places the organism in Eukaryota, Fungi, Ascomycota, Sordariomycetes, Magnaporthales, Pyriculariaceae. Gene Ontology annotation, molecular function: toxin activity. The record is from RefSeq and is a predicted model, not a curated record. The transcript has a single exon. Bases 1 to 489 code for a protein of 162 amino acids.
AUGGCUUGCUUUUCGCUGGUUCUCCCUUAUAUUGUCCUGUCGCUCAUAGCACAUAGCUUGGCCGACAUGCCACACAGGCUUUACCUGAGUGAUUCUCGCAGUGACCCCGAUGUCCGGACACAAGACGGAUUUUUUUGUGGGCAUCACAGACCCAGAGGUCUGCAUUACCGCAAACAUGAGGUUUUCACCGGAAUCCCGUACGUGUCAGCAUCGGGAAAUAGAGACGUCGCCAUAAAAUACGCAAAAACAACCGUGCUCGGGUUUCAACUAUAUUACGUUUACCAUAUCCGCACCAAGGGCCUUACACCAGGCGUCGUUCAGAGCAUCGCGGCCAAGUACGAAGAGAAAGGCCUCACAUAUCCUUAUCCUGAUGAGGAUGAGUAUGCGGUAACAGGAUGUGUGCCUUGGAAGCAAGUCAAAGGAAUAACCUGCGCCUAUCCAGGAUUUCUACCGGCGUACAGCCCCAAAUGGACGUUGUGCUUCUCAUAA